AUGGUGCAAAUUGAGCAAUUUUCCGGAGGCGUAAGUGAAGACCCGAUUGAGCAUUUGGUCCGAUUCCUUGAGUUGUGUGCAAUGAUGCAAACAAAUGAAGUGAGCCAAGAUUUCAUUCGUAGUCAUCUCUUUCGGCAAUCUCUCACCGGAAAAGCAAAGAAAUGGCUCAAGCUUUUGAAGCCCAACUCUCUCACCACAUGGAAGGAAGUUGCAAAGGCCUUUCUCAAGAGGUUCAUUUUCAAUGAGAAAACCGCAAAAAUGAGGAGGAAGAUAGCUUCCUUUGAGCAGGAACCGGAUGGAACUCUUUGGGAAGCAUGGGAAAGGUUUAAGGAUUUGAUUAGAGCAUGUCCUCAUCAUGAAUUCAACCCUACAAUUGAAGAAGUGGCUACUAGCUAUUCUUGGGGAGGCCAAAGAAGGUCCCAAGGGAAGCAAGGAGAUCUUUAUGAGUUGGAGAAAGUCGGCCAACUUAAGCACAUAGUUGAGCUCUUGAAUGAAGGUCUUUCCAAGUUGAACUCAAGUGUUGGUUUGUGUUCAAAACCUUCACAAAUCAUUGAUUUCUCAUGUGCUCGUUGUGGUGGGAUGGAUCAUGAUACAUCCUAUUCUAGAGAGUUCAAUCUCAAGCAUGGUGAAGUUUUGACUUUGAGGGAAAAAGAGUUUGUAACCCAAGCUCAAUCCCAACAACUUCAACAACCUCCAAGGCAAGAAAACUCCUACCCCCAAGAUGGACCUCUCUUCAAUCCAUCAACCCAAAACUUUUCCUACCUUUCCAACCAAGUAGAGAACUUUCAAGAUCAAAAUCAUGACCUAUAUCCUCAAGAGUAUGAAGAAAAAUCCCUACCCGACCACACACAAACCCAAAUUCUUCAACAACGUCAAACUAUUACUCCACAAUUCCAAGAAAUAAAUUCUUACAAUGAAGUUGUUGAUUCCCAACUAGCCCAAACUUCUUCUCUCCAUUUAACCACAAAACUCCCCUUACAAUCAUCUACUAACCCUUCACAUACUUAUCAACCCGAAACUUGCAAGGAGGACAAGGUUGUAGAUGAUGUGGUUGAGAAGAAGGUUCAAGAACAAAAUGAGGAGCCAUUUGAUUUUAGUGAACCAAACAAGUUUGAAGGCCCGGUUCCCUUUCCUUGUAGGCUAGCUGAGAAUGUCGUUUUGAAGAGCCCUAUGGCGGUGAGAGUAUGUAGAGUUGAUGUGGUCAAUGAUGUGAUGGCUAAUGAGAGCUUACCUCCACGUGAUGAUAAGGUGAUAAUGAGGUAUGAUGACUUCCUUGAAGUUCCCGCUUGGUUUGAAGGCUCUCUUGGCGAAGGUGAGGUUGCCCUUCCUAAUAUUGAGGAUUCCAAGCUCGAUACCCCUUUUCGAAGGAAAAGAAAGAAGAGUGAAAAAAGAAGAAGAUUCAACAAGAUGAUGGGAAAGAGAAAAGAUGAGCCACCAUUGGCUCUUGAUUCAUUCCCUCCUUUUCCUUGUGGUGAUGUGAGACCUCAAGGAGUUCUAGUUCUCAAGCUUAGGGGCAUCUAUGAUUCAAUCCUCAAGUUGAUUAGGGUGAUGUUCUUUAACCCACCUUGA
Messenger RNA from Chenopodium quinoa (quinoa), 1569 nucleotides. RefSeq lists its product as uncharacterized. Lineage: Eukaryota; Viridiplantae; Streptophyta; Magnoliopsida; Caryophyllales; Amaranthaceae. The transcript is spliced from 2 exons. The record is from RefSeq and is a predicted model, not a curated record. Bases 1 to 1569 code for a protein of 522 amino acids.